Pelobates cultripes (western spadefoot toad) is the source of this 8416-nucleotide messenger RNA. Lineage: Eukaryota; Metazoa; Chordata; Amphibia; Anura; Pelobatidae. The record is from the annotation of a GenBank genome assembly.
CUGGAGGAUCUUACAUCGGAGCUGAUCCGUUUGUUUGUUCGCAGUUAAGUGCGGUUCUAGAAGACACUGCCAGGUAAUUGAACUAAUAGUGCUGGGGGCUCAAUUUCAUUAAACUAAAUGUAAAAAAAUAGGGUCAAAAGGCGGUGUUACCUUAUUGUGUUGAAGAAAUUAGUAUUAGUCUGUUAUGUUUGCCAAACUAUAUUGUGUAAUAGAAAUGCAGAUUUGUGGAAGUGGCAGUAUUAAUUAGUGCUAAUGUAGUUCUAUAGGCCUCUUGAAGUUGAGAAUACGAAAUUUGUGGCUUUUGUAUAUGGAGAAAACUUGACGGCUUUGCACAAUUUUUCAAAAAGAAAAAAUGUAGAAUUUCUGGGAAAUUAUCAGAGGAAUCAUACAGGUGUGAAUGAUGUUCUGUAAUGCACUGGAUAAGAUGCGACCUGUGUAUAUGGUAACUAUAUACUUCACAUGCAAUGGUUCUAAAGAAAUAAAAUAUGGGGGGAGGGGGUGGUUGGUCAUGUUUCCUAAGGUUAAGAUCAGAUGAUAAAUGUAUUCUCAGUCAGAUUAUUAAGAUUAAAAAAUGAUGUACUAUAAAGUAAAUGUGUGAAUUUCAAUACACUGCAGGAUUCCUAGAAUUUUCCAGUUUAGAGGGAACAUAGACAAAACAUACUAGGACACAUAAGGUUAUUAACUAAAGUUAGAAUUGUCGGGAAUUCAGGCCAAAAAUUGCAAGUUGGAAAAAUUCUCCACAUCAGCUUUGCUUCCAUUUCACAUAUUUUCAUCUAUAAUUUGGAAUUCACUUUUAAUCCCCAACAGUUGGCACUUCAGGGAAUAACCCUGUGUGUUGGAAAAUAUUGCUAAAAUUGAAGAAUAGUCAAAUCUGUUUGGAUAAGGAGGAUUUAGAAGAGGAAUUGUUUGAAGAAGAUCUUUCAGAGAAGUUUAAAUGUCUGAAGGUCCUGUAGGUAUUAUUAUCCAUGUGAUGAGGAACUUGCUUAUGUGGCUCUGCUUAGCAACAUCUUUAAAGGGAUAUCUAUCUAUCAACGCACAAACAUGAUUAAUUUAAAGGUGUGUAAAUAUUGGCUCACAGUUGAACUUUUAUAUUAAAGGUGGGGAAUCGUGCAUAGCACAAAUUAUAGACAGGGAACACUGCCACGAGGUAGGUUCUCCAUACCCAUAUUUAAAUCUAAUUCGUCAGCCACAUGACAGAAAUACAAAGCAACUAUAUUUUUAUUUAGCUUCUUUUGAGACAUCUGUACAGGGUAAACAAAAUGAUAGACAGUUAUAUGUGUGUAUAUGCACCAUUUAAAUCAUAUAAAAUACAGUUUGAUUCAUUGUGCAAAUUCCUGCUUUUUAAACAUUUGUAAGUGAUACAGAUGACAAUUCUAAAUUCAAUAUUUAUUAGAUAAGAGUCUCUCAAUGCAAUCUGGUUAAAUACUACCAACAGUCUUCAGAUCCCACAAUCAAGCUAUCAUUUAUCCAUAUACAUAUUAGGGAGGUCAUAUCACUGCGUGAUUAAGGUUAUUUGUGUUAGCACUCAGCUAAGCCAACAUCGAAUUGCCAAAAAAGUAACAGAGCAUCUAAGUACCAAAGGUUCUCAUUGCAAAAAUACAUCUUCACUGCUUUCCAAUUGAAGGCCUAGUAAAAAAAAACCCCACCAGAUUAUUCUCAAUGUGCAAAAAUAGAAAAUGGAGAUAAAUGUAUCGUGGCAGGCUUAUGCAAUAUAAGAUCCUAUACUGUAGCUAAACCCCCAUUAUUUUGUCACGUGUUUUAUUAAAAGUACUAUAACAUUCUGUGAGCUUUGAAGUUACUGUUUAGUGAGUGAGUGCGCUGUAUCUUGUAUGUUAUAUAUAUAUAGAAAUAUAUAUAUACUUCUGGGCGUUAUAAUUCUAUGAUCACAUACACACACGUGUUUAAAUUAGAGGCAGUGAGAAUGUUGAAUUAUAUCAUCCGACAAUAAUUUAAAUGAUGUAAAUUGCACGGAUGCAAACCUAAGACUUAGAACGUCUUUCCAGCUCGGAGUUAAAAGUCUGGCAUCUCUCUAAGAUCUAUCACUGCUUGACUUCAUUGAUCCCCACAGAAGUGUCUCCUUUUGGAAGCCUACCAUAUAGUUGUUUGCUGAAUUGUGACAAGUAAGAAACUCUGCUAAUCCCCCAACUAGAGCAGAUCUUGGCAUAAGGAGAUUAACGGGGAUGCCAUGAGCUAGCCGCAACAGAAUAAUUUUCUACACCAGAAUCCCUGACCCACCCCGAUCCAGGGACAUAGGGGAUAGUACGGUAGCAUCGAGACAAGAAUCCGGAUAUAGGGUAAGAUUGAUUUGUGCCUGUGAGGCAUUACCUAAUUAGUGUGAUCAGCCUACGUAAAUUCAAGUCUAUUUUAUUUAUAUAAGGCCAUUAUUAAUGUUUACAUUUAGAAAACUUGAUUUGUUAUCACUCAGUACUUUGCGCAAAAUAUAUAUAAUUUUUUUAGUGUCUUACGGAACCCUUCAUUAAUCACUCCCAUAAUUCUCUUAAUUAGACAUGCGGCGAUUUAAUAAUCAAAAAAUGCUGCAAUGAUAAACUCGAUCUGCUUGUGUGUGGAGUGCCGUGCACAUCAUAAGUAACCUAUAUCAGUUGUCUGUAUAGCACCCUUGAACGUACAAGGGUGAAAAUAGCUUAAUUCAUGACAAAGCAUGACUUAAAGGGACACUCUGGUCAAAGUAGGUGCCCCCUAAAUAGUUGUGUGUUAUUCUCACCAUCCAUCUAAGAAUAAAAAAUUAUGUCUGACUCCUGGGCAUACCUCUCUAAGUUUGGUUUGCUGGUGGCCUGGUCCAUACCAGGGUCACGAUCACAUCCUUAUUUGCUGUAGUUGAGAAGGCUGUGUGCUCCUGCCAUCCCCAAUAUUAAAGAUCCGGAAUUUUGGAGUAGCGUGCUGGAACUUCAAUGAUGAGGUGGGCUGAUGGUGUCACUGGUUCUUUUGGAUCAUAACCCAUGAUUUUGUUUAAAAAGGUGUCUUUAAAUCAGUAUCCAUGGCUAAGGAAAACUGCCAAAAUGCAGAGUGAAUCUUGAAACACCUUGACUGUCUGUGUAUGCCAGGCUGUGAAUUCUGGGAUAGUUGUAAAAACAUGAUUUGUCCUGUUUCUGUGCCUAAGCGUCAACGUCCAACUUGAGAUAUACAGGUGAUGUACAACAUAAUAUAUACAUAGAGAUGAGAUACUCUAGUAGUGUUACUCACGUAUCUAUCAACUUGAUUUCCAAUCAGGACAAAGGAUGUUCCUAGGCAAGUGUGAUGGAGACCUCUGUGACCUGAGAGGAGACAGCACCCCAACUCCUGGGCCUCCAGACGGAGAGGAUGAUGACCUUCCUAAAAAGAAGCAUCGCAGGAACCGUACAACCUUCACCACCUACCAGCUCCAUGAGCUAGAACGGGCCUUUGAGCGUUCUCACUACCCUGACGUGUACAGUCGAGAAGAACUUGCAAUGAAAGUCAGCUUGCCAGAGGUUCGAGUGCAGGUAAGACCAAAAUAGCAGCAAAAAGAUACCAAGCAACUAUUCCAUCAAUAAACUACCAAUCUGAGUUCUCUGUGCCACAAGCAGUUCUUCCCUCUCUUUCACCCUGUCCUGCCUCCUCAAUUUCAAACACAUUAUUAGGAUCCAUCCAUUUUUAAUCAACAUGCCACAAAAACUCUAAUUGAUUCCCUAAUUUCUUGUCUUUUGUGUUGCAACCUCUGUACUCAGCUGACUAGUUCAUUUUUCUAUACAUUAUACAGAUUAAAGGGACAUUACAAAUGUAAGAGAUUGGGCUCCUUGCCAAGGACAACAAUCUGGCUUUUACAAUGUGCCUUAUAAAUGCAGCAAGUUGCAAACCUCUCGGCAGUUAUAGGUCUUCACCAUUACUAAAAUUUAUUUUGGAUGGUUCAUCCCCAUCAAAUGCCUUUUAAUCAGCACCAGACAAAUUGAUUGUCCGGGUUGUACCUGUGGUCUUGGGGCAUAAUCAACGGUGCCUGAGGGACCCUCAGUUUGUGUCACACUAUUGAAGAAUAGUUUGACCCAGGACUGAAAGAUAUCACUAGGAGUAUGCUGGCAACAUAUGGAACCAGUGAUUAUGGUGCCUAAAAUGCCCCUUGAAGGGAGUUGUAGUUUUGCUCUCUGAAAAGUAGCCUUACAAUACAGGGGCAUCUGGGUUACGCUUAGCAACUUCUUGAUUUGGUGAGCAUAAGUUGCACAGCAUGUUGAUUUGUAACAAAUAAUAAUAAUGAAAAAUGAAAAAAUUGUUUUUUAUAAAAAAAUAUUUUUAUAUAUCAUUAUUCAUCUACAUAAUACACAACAAUAAAGGUUACAUUUCCAUAAUUCUACGUCAGCGUUGUCUAAGGUCCAUAGGGCAUACUAGUAAUUCCACUAAAUAAUACCCAGUAUCACAAUGCCUACAUAGUUCUCCUAUUUUCACUAGAGCUCUAAUGUGCCACACAAGAAACCUGUAACGGCACCUGUAAAUAUGUCCACCUAUAUUCGGCCUUGUAUAACUACUCACACCUGAUAGAUACUUUUACAUUUUACAGUAUUACAAUAUGACGAUGAAAACAAUGAUUCUACUGGAAUUUUUACAGUACACAAAAAUAGUUUUCAUUGCAAACACUGGUGAAAAUCAGUUUUCAAGCCUUUCCACAAAUGGUCAACAGAAUUAAAACCUGGGCUUUGAGAUGGCCAUUCAAACUUCAGAUUCUUGGCUUUAAACCAUGUCAGCGUGUUUAAGGUUAUUAUCCUGCAGGAAACAAAUCAUUUUCCCAGUCAUAUGUGUGUCUGGCAUAUAGAGUUGGCCCACUUGAACUGCUUUAUCCACUUUUCCGUUCUUGGAAUGUAAAAAUUUUUUUUGAAGGUCAAAACAUCUGUUUUGGUCUCAUCAGACCACACAAACCAUAUGUGGUUUCAAUAGAGCAAACACUUUUCUAUUGCAAAUUCUACCUGUGUAAUUCCCUGUCUCGCCGAGAUACUUGUAAGAGCCACACUAAGUUUGGCUUCAUCUUUGCUGUGUCUACCAUAUACAUUUUGGGAAACUCCAAAUGAGAAAUGGCUUUCUUCUUGCCAUCUUGUGACAUUCAUUAAGCUUUGUUGAGAAUAUACAUUAUAAUCAUGCUCUGGACAGUUUCUCUUAUCUCAGCUGCAAUGCUUAACUGCAUCUUUAAAUAAUGCACUGCAUUAUCCAUUCUUAUUUUCAAUUGAUGGGCACUCCUAGGCAGUCAGGGUUAUGCCAAAUCCUUUCCAAAAGUAAUGGGACACUUUAGCAUCCAAACCUAUGCUUCCCAGAACUUUAUCUGUUGCUGUUUAAAGGGUUACUCCAACUAUUAUAAACACCGCAGCCUGAUCUAGUAGUUAUGAUGUUAGGAGUACCCUUGCACAGUCCCAGUAAUAAAGCAAACCGUUUUACAACGGUUUGCCUGGUACACCAGGCGCCAGGGCUACUCUGAGGAAGGGUUUACAUCAUCCAGCUUCUACAGAGCAGUAGAAGUUGGAUGCCAAACAUGUUACUCAUCUAUUGACUGGCUGAUGAAACCCCAAUGAUGCUGCCGGUGGUGGAGUUAUACCGCGGCAGCAGAGGGGUUAAGCUUGGUAUGCACAGCAUUUCUAAAGCGAGACACUGAAGUGGUCACGUUGCUUGGAGUAACCCUUUAUUAUAUCUCCUAUUUAUUUAGCACGGUGGAAUAUUAGCUCAAUAUAAAUAAAUAAAUGUUGACAAUAGAGAGCUUUGUAUUUACAAGGGUCGUAUACAAUUGAUGUAUUAAUAGGUGGCAUUGGCAGAUACAAUGGUUGAUUUUGCAAGCAUAAUUAUUGCAUUGUUUUCUCCUGUGGGGUGGUUGAAAAUGUUGGCAAAACAAAGUUUGGAAUGUUAGCUAAACAAUAUACAACUCAUGGAGGCCUUUUACCUAAAGAUUAAUCUUUAAAGAAGAAAAAAAAAGGGUUAGCUAACAAAAAAUACUAGCAAGUGUUUUUAAAUAUCUAUUUUGUACAAUAAAGAUAUCUUAAUGAUAGAAUAAAAAAAUACCUGUAAAACGCAAGUCAUUUCAGCCUGAAAAUGCCUCCUGUAUGUUAUAUGUAAAAUAGGGUCCACUUUUAAUCUUCACUUUAUGGAGCACUUGUAGCACUUAAGCACUUAUUGGGUGUGUAGCACCCUUCUUUCUUAGAUUUUUCUCUAUUUUUUCUUUUUUUAAAGUAAUUGAGAUGGAAUGUAUAAACAUGGGGUACUUGCAUAGAACACCCUCGAAGGUGUUUGCAUAGGAGAUUUAGGGACUAGCAGCUAGGGCACCUUUGUGGUUAUUUGACCAAUUUGGCUCUGCAUGUAAACCUGUCCCAUCAUCUCAUCUCUACCUUUAUGGGACAUCUGCUAAAUACCUACACAAAGGGGAUAUGGACAUUUCUAAAUGCUGCAUAAAUAGAUUGGAGGGAGCAUAUAUACUCACCUCACUUGAAUGCUUUUGGAUUAUUUUUUAGCAAUUGAUUUCCUACCAUCACCUCUCUGUCUUGGCUAAAUACAUGGCUGCCUUGCUUUUUACCGGUCUCUUGCUUCUAAAACUAACCCGUAUUUAUCCUGUUUAUUUAGGAUUUAUCAACCAUCAUUGGGACCUACCAUAUCCCCAAUAGUAUUUGGCUGCUUUUUGAUGCCAGUAAACUAGAAGGGAAUGGGGCUGUAACUACCAUAACCACUUAUACACUUGCUUCCCAGCCCAGUGCCUUUUUGUUUUCUUGAUUUUCCUGUUUUAUCCAAUAAAGUAUUUUUCCAUUAGAUGCUACUGGUACUUAAGGCUGUGGACAACUGUAGUAGUACCACACUAGACAGAUCUCUAAGCUAGCUAUUAAUAGCUGUAAUUUUUUAUAUUUUUUUUUCCCCUUUUCAAUAUACCAGUACUGAGUCUCCCCUUGAUUGGGGUGUAUUCAACUUUGAUUUAUACGUAACGUUAUCUUGGGUCCAAGCGCACUUGGUGGAGCUGGUACCACUGUACUGACCUCUAUGUUCCUAACCCAUUAAUUGGGAUUAGGUUACAUAGCGUUAUUUCUACUUACGAUUUAAUAUAUAUAAAAUAGUACUAAAAAGUUAUAUGAUUUAGGAAGAUGGUUUGUGUACUGUGCAAUGUAUAUUCUUUGCAGAGAAAAAAAGCCCAACAGAUAAACCCUGCUAACGCAUGUUCAAGAAAAAUCAUUUAAAAAUAUGCUGCACACAACAUAUAGCUUAUUCUCUUCCAUUGAGUUUUGUUUUUUAUAUCCGUUGAUCCGUCUGCUUUUGGUCACAAGAAGUAUAUUUCCCUUUUUCUAGGUAAAAAUAGUAGAUUUUACUGGAAAAAACCUUUACAUUAACAAAAAAUAUACUGGAAAUUUAACUUCCUUUAACAUUUUAAACAAUCUGACGACCUUUUAAUAUUAAAGAGUAUUUAAACAUACAUUUUAAUCUUACUUAUUUUAUUAAACUCAAAUCUUUUUUUAAAUAAUUUGCUAAAUAAAUAGCAGUAAUAAACAACUCUUUGGAUUGUAAAAAACAAAUAGGUUUCUCUGUUUAUCAUUCAAAAUCAACACCCUUCUCCUUGCUCCACAUACACUCUUUCAACCCCACCUACUAUUCUCCUUCAAAAAUCUCUGAGAGCAUAUAAUCCUCAUGUAGCCCUACUUAUUGUGCCACUUAAGCAUUGCUUUUCCAACUCCCCAAGAAAAGGCUCCUUAAUGUUCUAAAUGCCGCUCAUUAUCCCUGCCUAGUUGCAUAUGCUUUGCACCUUUUCUCUGCUAAUCCACAACUUGAACUAUCCAAUUAGUGAGCACAUCGAGCCGUUAAUGGAAUCAACGUUAGCUGGGAUCUGGUCUCGGAAAAGCCAAUUGCAUUUAUCUUAAUGCUACAGAUUUCUCUCCCUUAGUAACACCUGUUUACGUCUUUAUUGAAUGACAAUUAUUUUAUUUCUUGCUUGAUUUAGGUUUGGUUCCAAAACAGACGUGCAAAAUGGAGGCGCCAGGAAAAGCUGGAGUCCUCUACUACCAAGCUCCAUGACUCCCCACUGCUGUCAUUCUCACGGACCCCUAUAACUACAAGUAUGGGGCCUCUGACGUCCUCCCUACCUUUGGAUCCCUGGCUCACAUCACCAAUAUCUGGUGCUACGACUGUCCACAGCAUGCCUGGAUUUAUGGCCCCUUCACAGGCACUCCAGGCCCCUUAUCCAAGCCACUCGUUCCUUAACAGUGGCCCUCCAAUGACAUCUAUUCAGCCUCUCAGCAGUGGUCCUUACCAGUGUAUGGGGGGCUUUGUGGACAAGUUUCCAAUGGAGGAGUUGGACCAAAGAAGUUCCAGCAUUGCAGCAUUGCGUAUGAAAGCCAAGGAGCACAUCCAGACCAUAGAUAAGACAUGGCAACCUAUGUGACAUACAAUACUUCUUUGGAUGGAUACUUUGAACUAAGGCAGACUUUUUACAUGAGGC